AUGUCCACCGAUCGCAGGCAAUCCGGCCUGUGGAAUCGCAACCCGGAAACAGGCUUCUUCGAGCAGGCCGCGCCCAUACCUACCGCGCGCAUACAGGCCAACCAAAGUUAUGGCCUCAACAAAGGUCCCUACCCAUACUACGAACCUCCCGCGCUACCUCGCGGCUCCGGCGAUGAGAAUCGAAGGUCCUUCUCCAAUCCGACCACCAAGACGAAUGGCGAGCCUCUUGUGCCGACUACCAAUGGAGCAGGGGGAUCAGCCUCGAAGAAGCACCGUGAGGCAGCGAUAGUUGGCGCCGAGGAUAGUCAGAUCCCGAGGAGCGUGCAAGAGGUGCUCAACCAACAUCCGGAAACAACAUCGGCUCAUCUAGCCAAGACUCAGCACGUCAAUGAGACGAGCUUGCCAGGCUCGGCGCAACAAGAACCUCUGCGAAUCGAUCCAGACUACGUUCCAAACAACCUGCGCAAUAAGCCGCGGAGCCCCGACCCUCUUUCACCGCGUACUCAACCAGCGCAACCAGUCCGAACGCCGCAAGAGAGCAACACGUCCAAAAUGUCGGAAACGAUACGACGAGGCUCCGUGCCCGAUCGCAGCCCUCUGCAGAAUCUCGAGUAUUCGAGCAAAGGAGCCAAGCGAGCGCGAGUUGAAGAAGCAGAACACAGAGCAAGGCAGAACAGUCAGGCCAGGGCGAUGGGAGACGGGCCGCCGAUGCGACCAGGCACAGUGCGUAGCGAGAAGGGCAGGGUCGUUAGUGAUGGCCCGAAGAGGUCCAGUGGGUCUCAGCGAAAGGUAGACAGGAACAGGCAGGUGUCUGAGCCAUACUCUCCUGUGCAGAAAUUCCAUGAGGCCAGCCAGGCACUAAAGAUGUCGCCUGUACCGAACGAACAGCUCCAGUCUCCGAAGCAGAGACAUUCGCAGCCCGUAGCAAAUCAGCCUCGACCCUACGAUCGUAGAUCUGCUGGCGCACGUGAUGGGCAUGCAAUGAUGUCGCCCGUCUCACCAUCGUACGAAGCACCGCGAGGCUCGGUGGAUCUGAACAGGACUACCAGUGGCAAGUAUCGCGCUCGAGACGCAGGUUUUGCUGGUGCUACGGCUGCUGCUUUCACUGGGGCUACCAUUUCCAGUCAUGAUAAUGCUGCUGAGAGGGGCAAAGCUGCAUAUGAGCGACGAAAGUCUUCUAUGCAGAAUGCACCAGCACCUUCACCUGUCAGUCCAGUGACACAGGAUUCUCCCGACUGUGGCAGAAGUGGUCUUGGCGUUGGUCGCAGUGGGAGCAAGAAGCUGCAGAAACGAUCGCCUCUGGGAGAUGAGUAUGCUACCCGCAAGCAGCGCCAAGGUGACCGCACUGGUGGUCUUGGUGGUGGCAGGAAGGACCGCCAAGCGGCAGAAGCUUACCAUGAUCCUGAUCCAGUUCGACCAGCGGACGUGCAGAAUGCUCCAAACGAUCCAAUCAAGUAUGCUAUGCCGCCACAGACUGCUGCCGGACAGCACGCGAAGGAACAGGUCGCUUUUGGUGUCGCUAGCGAUCAGAAUCGCACAGUGCCAGAUGGCAGACAUCAUAAGUUCGGUGGUAUCUUCCACCAAAGUGGCCAUGAUCACCGUGGGUAUCAGGCUUCCAGUGAGCCACUUGAAGACUGGCGCCGGGCGAAGACUGCGAGACUUACAGUGGAAGAUAUGGACUUUGAGCAGACAGUCGCUGCUGGUCAGAAAGAAGAUGGGGCUUGGUGGGAGAAGAAUCGACGUCCUAGUUCCAGCGGCUCUAAGGCAGUUCCGAACAUGGCGCAGUACGACGGACCCUACGAAGAGCACGCGAAUGGCUUUCAACCCAGGCUGUUCAUGAAGUGCGGUCCUCUUCUGAGAUAUACCGGCAUCCGAAAGGAGACAGGACCCGCGCGCAGUGGAAACACAAGCGGACAAGCCGCGAAAGAAGUGUGGCGCGGCAGCGUCAUGGUUGUCACAGAAGAUGAUCAAUCUGACCUGUCUUCCACGCCGACCCUACGACUCUUUGCUCAGCCGGCUGAUUUGCAACCGCCACCUCCACAGCAUCUGCUUGAAGGCGGUCACGAAUUACCGCCCGAGUAUGAGGACCCUGUGGCUGGACAGGUCAAGCUUUCCCGGACGGGGCGAGCAUUGUUCGCGCGCCCAGUGCAAGAGCUCGACGGUGGCAUAGAUCUGAGCCGCGAAGAGAACAAUGAUGGUCUGUAUUCGGCGACCCGGCCUGCACUUUUGGGACCACAGACGAGUACAGGACCGGACGGCAGACAGAUUCAGCACAUCUCAUUUCAGGACAAGUCACGCAUCAAGAAAAGAGACGGCGAACGAGCAGGUCGCUACCGCGAUGUCAAGGCGGUACGCCUACACACCGAGCAAGGUCACACUUUCUGGCGUUUCAACAUCGAAGUCGAGCUGGCCUCUUCGCAACGCCGUAUCGCAUAUCGAAUCAACAAAGGCCCUGCGGUUGGCUUCUGGGUUCCUGCCCGUGGCGAGACGAUGAACAUCAUGUUCCACUCGUGCAACGGCUUCUCACUCUCCGUGGAUUCGAACAACUUCUCUGGACCUGAUCCUCUGUGGAGAGACGUUCUCAAUCGUCACCAAAGCAGACCAUUCCACGUCAUGCUCGGUGGAGGAGAUCAGAUCUACAAUGAUGCUGCUAUGCGGGAUACUGAGCUGUUUAGGGAAUGGCUACAGACGAAGAAUCCUGAGCACAAGCAUUCUGCCGACUUCACCCCUGAGAUGCAGGAAGAGCUUGAGCAAUUCUAUCUCGAGCGGUAUUGCAUGUGGUUCUCGCAAGGUCUGUUCAGUAUGGCAAACUCGCAGAUCCCGAUGGUGAACAUGUGGGACGACCACGACAUCAUUGACGGAUAUGGCAGCUAUCCACAUCACUUCAUGAGCACGAGGGUGUUCACCGGGCUUGGUGCAGUGGCCUACAAGUACUAUAUGCUGUUUCAGCACCAGUCGUUAUCAGCGGAGACUGAACGCGAGGAGCCAAGUUGGCUGCUAGGAAAGAGUCCCGGUCCCUACAUUAACGAGCUCAGUCGCAGCGUGUUCAUGUCGCUUGGCCGCAACGUUGCUCUUCUGGGACUGGACUGCAGAACAGAACGGAUGCGAGACGAAAUCCUGAGCCAAGAGACGUAUGACACAGUCUUUGAUCGUUGUCGUGCAGAGAUCGUCGAGGGAGAGACGAAACAUCUGUUGGUCUUGCUGGGUGUGCCGAUUGCAUAUCCGAGAUUGAACUUUCUGGAGAACAUUCUGACCAGCCGAGUCAUGGACCCGAUCAAGGCUAUCGGCCGGACAGGAAUGCUUGGUGGGUUUGUCAACAAGUUCGACGGUGGUGUUGAGAUUCUCGAUGACCUCGAUGACCAUUGGACUGCCAAGCACCACAAAGCUGAGCGAAACUGGUUUAUCCAGGAACUGCAAGAACUUGCAGCCGAGAAGAGUGUACGUAUCACUAUACUUGGUGGCGACGUUCAUCUUGGGGCGGUCGGUCAGUUCCACAGCAACAAGAAGCUCGGCAUCAGUAAAGACCGCGACCAUAGGUAUAUGCCGAACGUUGUCAGCAGCGCCAUCGUCAACACACCGCCGCCAGUGGUCAUGGCAGAUGUGUUGAACAAGCGCAACAAAGUACACCGCCUAGACGCCCAAACGGACGAAGACAUGAUACCAAUGUUCAGCCACGAUGUUGACGGAAGCAGGAGGAACAACAAUCAUCUCCUACCGAGACGGAACUUCUGUGUCAUCAGGGAAUACUUGCCCGGAUCAACACCACCUAGCACACCUGUCAGAGAGAGGAUUGAUACUGCAGGCGAUGCUACAUUUGGUGCAGAGGUCGAUGGCAUGCAUGAUGACGAGCGAAGAGACCGUCGUCACCCGCCUGGCAGCAUGAAGAGGACUAUGAGCUUGACCCGUGGGCCUGCGGCACUGGUCCGACGCUUCUCAGGAAGCUCUAAGAGAGAUCGAAACCAUCCGCCCGUGAGCCUGGCGCCAGCGCAGACCCAGCCGUACGAUGCCCAGCCUGCUAUGAAGAGAGCUAACAGUCUCGAUCAGCGGCGGGACACAUCUGGCGGUAGCUACUUCCCAGAGAACGGGGUCCAUAACGAGCGACCUUCGUUCCAGGGCGAAAGACGACCAUCGUUCCGCCGGCGACCGACGGACCUCAGUAUCAAGGAAGCCAAAAAAUCCGCUGCCAAUUUCGGCGAAGAUGGCAACCUUGAUGCGGGCCACAUUGACCUGGAGGGAGGACUAGACAUCUCUCUGUGUAUGGAGAAGAACCAACACGACCCUACCGGUACGACCAUACCCUACCGACUUCUCGUCCCUGCUCUCUGGUACGUGGGCGAAGGUGACGCCAAUACCGUGCCUGCACGAAGCAAAGUCAAGCACGCUGGGCUCAUGGAUAGGCUUAAAUGGAACCGUAACCGAGAGGCACAUGUCGACGGUGAAGACGACCACGGCGGUGCAUACCCCGGCAGCGAUCGUAGUCAUAGUCCCAGCCUACGCGAUGAGGAGAAGUUUGACCCGGUGACUGAAAGGAAUACAGCGGCGAAUGCUAUGGGGCUUACCCAAACUGGCCGUGGAGCGGUCGAGAGACAGCACUCUGGCCCAUACCCGAUCAACGGUACAGGUACAGGCCGUCAAAACGCGACUCCACGACAAGUCCGCUCCACUGGUGGCAGCGAGAUCCCUUCUCAAGGCUAUAACAUCAACACCACGGCCCCAGAACCCAUCCAGCACGCCUCCGUCGAUGCCUACAACCGUGGCUUUAACAAAGGCGGUCCACCCAUCGGUCAGCAAGCUGGACCAGGCGCAGACAACGAUCCUUACCCACAAUCUGGAUACCGUCGUACUUCCGCUCCUCAAGCUGCGGGGCCAUCGCAAGGCGAUCCCGCUGGCAACGGACAAAUGCGUCGUGGCGUGUAUGGCAAUCACGCGCAGGGGUAUGAUGGGUACGAUAGUGCAGGCAGUCUCACACCUAGUGAAGAAUAUGAUGACGAUGAGCCGCCGGUGAGGAGGGGAAGCAAGGCUGCGCAGUUGUUGGGGUUCGGUGCCGGGUUUGGGAAGAGGACUAGUAUGCAGGAGGAACGGCCAGUGGGAGGAGAGCUGGGGAGGGCUAAUACCACUGGAGGAGCCAGCAAGAAGGCGGGGUGGAAGAUCUGGAGGUAG
Messenger RNA from Fulvia fulva, 5160 nucleotides. RefSeq lists its product as uncharacterized. Bases 1 to 5160 code for a protein of 1719 amino acids. The record is from RefSeq and is a predicted model, not a curated record. NCBI's taxonomy places the organism in Eukaryota, Fungi, Ascomycota, Dothideomycetes, Mycosphaerellales, Mycosphaerellaceae. The transcript has a single exon. Gene Ontology annotation, cellular component: membrane.